ACAAGGUGGGAACUAAAAAAUGAGAACCCAAGAUUUUAGGGCUAGAUUGUUCCACGAUCCCUUUCCGAUGGAUGACAUGGCCGCCUACUACCCCCCACCUCCUCCACCGCCGGCGCCGGCGGUCCCUCACUACCCUUAUUAUCAACCUCCGCCACCUCCGGCAACGGUGACGCCGGCACAGCUCCACUUGCCUCAGCAGUACCUCCCUCACCAGCAACCCCCUUUCGCUUCCUAUGCGCCGCCCCUUCUCGCUCCAUCCUUGCAUGACGAUGUCCGAACCCUGUUCAUUGCGGGACUUCCUGAGGAUGUCAAACCUCGCGAAAUCUACAACCUUUUCCGCGACUUCCCGGGUUACGAGUCCUCGCAUCUUCGGAGCCCCACACAAACGACCCAGCCUUUUGCUUUUGCAGUAUUCUUGGAUCAGCAGUCUGCAAUUGCGGCAAUGCACGCGCUAAAUGGAUUGGUGUUUGAUCUUGAGAAGGGCUCAACACUAUACAUUGAUCUAGCUAAAUCAAAUUCUAGAUCAAAGCGUUCAAGACCAGAUGAUGAAAGAUUUGGCUCAGAUAAGAGAGCUAAAGGAUCUGCGUUUUCACGGGGCGCUGAUUCUGCAGGUGUUGGCAGCAUGCACAUGCCUGGAAUGGGUAAUUCUGCUUACAACAUCAUUGGUUAUCCAUCUGCACCAAGCCAUGGAAAUUUGGAUGGCAGCGCUGCAAAUGAGAUAACUACUUCAAAUUUGCAUAAUACUUCAGUUCCUCACAUUACACAAAAUAAUACCCCGUGCCCAACACUUUUCGUGGCUAAUUUGGGGCCUACUUGUACAGAGCAGGAGCUAAUUCAAGUAUUUUCAAGAUGCCCUGGGUUCUUGAAACUGAAGAUGCAAAGCACUUAUGGAGCUCCAGUUGCAUUUGUUGAUUUUCAGGACACUGCCUCUUCGACUGGGGCACUAAGUCAUCUGCAGGGCACAAUCCUAUACUCCUCACGAGCUGGUGAGGGAAUGAGAUUGGAGUAUGCAAAAUCAAGGAUGGGAAUGCGUAAGAAGCCCAAGUAAAUUAAAGAGUAAGGUUACUAAGGUCCAAUGCUUUUGAUCUCACUAAAAGCGAGGGGCUAGGGAAAGUUUCAUAUUGAAUAUUGUACGUUUUUAUUCAAAAAUUUUAUUAUUAUAUAAAAUUAGUUUGAGAGCGCUUUCAAAGUUUCAA
This is a messenger RNA of Ziziphus jujuba (common jujube), 1196 nucleotides long. Its product is annotated as RNA-binding protein L. Gene Ontology annotation, molecular function: mRNA binding. NCBI's taxonomy places the organism in Eukaryota, Viridiplantae, Streptophyta, Magnoliopsida, Rosales, Rhamnaceae. The transcript is spliced from 10 exons. The record is from RefSeq and is a predicted model, not a curated record. Bases 20 to 1048 code for a protein of 342 amino acids.